Molecule: messenger RNA, 2181 nt
Organism: Maylandia zebra (zebra mbuna)
Lineage: Eukaryota; Metazoa; Chordata; Actinopteri; Cichliformes; Cichlidae
Source: RefSeq, a predicted model, not a curated record
GAGUCUGUCCUGCUGCCCUGUAACAUGGUUGUUCCUAAGGAUCAUGCGAUUGUGUGGAAACGCGAAGAUCUGUCUUCUCAGAUCGUUCACGCCAUCGUGGAGGGAAAAGAUGACAUUACCAACCAAAACAAGCGUUACUCCAGCCGAACAUCAAUGUCCGCCGACGCCCUGCAGACCGGAGACCUCAUCAAACAAAACGAGCGUUACUCCAACCGAACAUCAAUGUCCGCCGACGCCCUGCAGACCAGAGACCUCAGCCUCACUCUGAGGAAGCCCACGUUCACCGACACUGGGACCUACGCCUGUGUCACCCGCAAACAUGGAGCGGACCAGCAGAGGACUGAAGUCCAGCUGAAGGUCAAAGAACGUCCUGUCUGGCCCAAAGUCCUCCCCGCUGUCCUGGUUCCUGUGCUUCUCCUCGGUGCUGUCGUUGUUGUCCUCCUGUAUCGCGUGAGAGAAAGAGAGAAGCUCAUGACAGUGAGUCAGCUGACACCACUGGAGGUGAUGGAGGGGGCGCCGUCUGUCCUGCUGCCCUACACACACACAUGCUGCCUGGGUGAGGUCGUCAAAGUGGAGUGGUUCUUUGUGACGCAUGAAAACAAGAAGGUGUGCGUGUUUGAGAACGGUCAGAUCAAACGUGACCAACAGCACACAGAUUACAGAGAGCGCGCAGAGAUGGAGUCAUUCCCACCCAAGGAGACGAAGACCGACCAGCUGAAUCGGCCUGAAGUUGACCUCAGCCUGACCCUGAGGAACCCCGUCUGUGCAGAUGGAGGAGUUUACCUCUGCAUCCUCCACGACAGGGCUGUGAACACCAUGAAACUCAAGCUAGUGCCGCUCCUGGUCAAAGAGCCCCUGAUGACGACCGUUAGAGCUGCAGUCGGGAGACGCAACAAGGCGGCCAAGCGCUUGCCUUCAUUUCGUGUGUCUAAAGGAAAGAAGAACGUUGCAGAAUCUCAUCCACUGAACAGUCAGCCAGUCUGAUGUGAUGAAGCUGGAGAUGAUGAAGAGGAGGCUGCCGUCAGCUCGUCCUUCUCCAUGGAUGUGAAACAGGAAGCUCAGUGUAACAGCUGAAGCUGUCUCUCAUGUAUGAACUAACGAUGGAGCGUUGUCCUCUCAGUUUCUUCUUCUUCUGUCUGCUGCAGACUCUGCAUUGAUCACAUUAUCCACCCGCUGUUUUACUUUUACCUGUGUCUGCAUGUUAGUGGAUCAGCAUCAUGCAUGUUCAUACGACCCUCUGUGCUCUUCACACUGAGCAUCAUCAUCAUCCCACUGUCAGAGAGGACCAAUCAGAGCUCAGCUCCUGGCUGUGUCUGCAGACUGACCUCAGAUCACAGAUACAGAUACAACAAAGCGCGACUGUACACUUCUACUCACCUGCAAAAUGACAUGUAAAAAGCUCUAUUCAGCAUGUGGUUUACCCACCUGAGCCCUUCAGCUGGGUUUCACUAAAACCUCUUCCUUCCCAAACGAUUUUUCAAAAUAAAAGACCAAUUACAUAUGCAACAAAACAAACCGCUCAUGUGUAACACUCUGCAGUGUCAUUGUUUUUCAUUUAAACAUAAAACUAAAAACUUUGUCGCUCAGAUUCUGAAUGUGUAUUUUUAUGUGAGCAACCAUUUACUCUCCUGGGGCCACGCCGCACAUAGCGAGACAUCACUGCUGACAAAGCGUCUCAGCCCGCCCUCACAAACUGGACUAUGAUGAAGUGGCACGCUGGAUUUUUAUUGGUGGAUGACACGUCAAUCAAAGGCAGAUGUACCUUUGCUGCACAGCUGAGAAACUCCUACCUAGUUUGCGAUUGGACUUAUUUGAUGAAGCCACGCCUUUUGCCUGAGAAAUGCAAUGAUAACCUCUGGAAAAGACCAGAAAUCAUCAUUUUAAGCAACGAAAUAGCAUUUUUUCCACCGGAAUAACAGCAGAUAAAGAAGCACUGGACUUUACACGAUCUGAAGCUCCUCGUGAAGUGUCUUUACGUUAACAUUAUCAAGGGUAAGUCGAUGAAAAUGGAUGGUCUGAAUUAUGAGGAAAAGAGUUAUGCAUUUUAAUAAUGGUUUAGCAGCAAUGUACAUUAACAGACAUGUAAAAUUAAUUAAUAAUAAUUUAAUUUAGAUUAAUGAAUUUGAAUAUUCUGCACUGUUUAUCAGCACUAAUAAAAUCCAGUUGUUGGAGGCAACUGAA